AUGGGUUGUACUAUUUAGAAAAAAGGGAAAGGAAACUAAUGUUAAAUGAUAAAACAAUAAUAGAUUGGUGGUUAAGAAACUUAAAUACAAUCAUAAUCACCAAAAAUUGAGAAUUUGAUUAUUGAAACUCCUUCAUAGAUUAAUUUAAGAGCAUAGAGACUUAAACAUGUCAGAGAUAUAAUAUUGAGUGGAUAUUCAAAUUCUCCUAAAAAUAUACAUAAUAGUAGAAAAUAAUCAUCACAGAAUUUGUGGAUUUGA
This is a messenger RNA of Paramecium primaurelia, 258 nucleotides long. Lineage: Eukaryota; Ciliophora; Oligohymenophorea; Peniculida; Parameciidae. The record is from the annotation of a GenBank genome assembly.